UCCUCCCUCCAGAGUCCAGACCCAUAUCAUGGAUUUCUCUUCAAAUUUCAUAGCAAUUCUAGGAGUUGUAGCUCUACUCUUACUUUAUAACCAAUGGAGGGCAAAGAAAUAUAGCAGCAAAGGACGCUCUUUGCCCCCACAAGUGCCUGGUGCCCUACCAAUCAUAGGUCACCUUCAUCAACUUGGCGCCCGUAAACCAUUUGCCCGAAUCUUGGGUGAUAUUGCUGAUAAACAUGGCCCCAUCUUCUCCAUCAAUAUGGGGAUUCACCGUACAGUAGUGAUCAGCAAUCAACAUAUAAUGAAAGAGUUCUAUACCACAAACGACAAGUUCUUAGCUUCACGCCCACCGUCAAGAUCGACAACGUACCUAUCCUACAAUGGUGCAGCCUUCGGUUUCACGCCUUACAGUUCCUAUUGGCGCGACAUGCGUAAGCUAACCAUGGUCGAGGUCCUGUCCCCACAGAGGCUCAAGUUGUUCAAGGAUGUUCGAACAUCUGAAGUGAGUCAUUUGGUCAAGGAUUUGUUCAAGCAAUUCAUAGAAAAUAAGAACAAUCCAAUCAAGGUUAACAUCAGCGAAUUGUAUGAACAUUUGGUGCUGAAUAUAAUGACAAGAAUGGUGGCCGGGAAGCGAUACUUCGAAGGUGACAAUAAUGGAGAAGAUGAAAAGGGACGUCCCUUUGGACGAAUCAUGAGGGAUUUCAUGUAUGCUGCUGGUGCUUUUGUUCCUUCAGACAUGUCUCCACUUCUAGGAUGGACAGAUUUUUUUGGGCCUGUCAAAUCUAUGAAGAAGAUUAGUAAGGAAUUCGAUUCCAUUUUCGAAGUUUGGAUUCAAGAACAUGAGUUGAGAAGGCUUAACGGUGAGGUGGAGACCCCCCGGGAUUUCAUAGAUGUCUUGCUCAGUGCAGUUAAGGAAGAUUCCACGUUCAAUCGUGAAACCGUUAUCAAAGCAACGAUACUGACACUUAUUGUCGGUGGGUCCGAUACAACAUCCGUCACUAUGACAUGGAUGUUGGCCAAUUUGUUGAACAACAGGAGAGAAUUGGAGCUUGCCCAAAAGGAAAUAGAUGAGAAAAUUGGGAGGGACAGACCUGUGGAAGAAUCCGACGCUGAAAACUUAGUCUACCUCAAAGCAAUUAUGAAAGAAACACUGAGAUUAUACCCAGCUGGGCCCCUGGCAGUUCCUCGCGAGGCUAUGGAAGAUUGCACCCUUUCCGGAUACCAUAUUCCGAAGGGCACUCGUCUUUUGACAAACUUGUGGAAAUUGCACCGCGACGAGAGUGUAUGGCCGAAUCCUGACGAGUUCAAGCCCGAUAGAUUUUUAACAACCCAUGCAGAUGUUGAUAUUUGGGGUCAGAAUUUCGAGCUCGUCCCAUUUGGUUCAGGGAGGAGGUCCUGUCCAGGUCUCAACUUUGCUAUGCAAGUGAUACUACUUGGAACAGCGAGGUUGCUUCAGGGAUUUAACUUCACAACGCCAAACAAUGAACCUGUGGACAUGACUGAGAGCUUAAACUUAACCUUAGACAAGGAAACUCCUUUGGAAGUUAUGGUCACCCCACGUCUCGCUCCUGAGUUUUACCAAUAUUAAAAUAGAAAAUAGUUAUGAUAGAUAAUACCGUUUGGUAAUUAUUUAAAUAAAAAGAGGCGAGAAUCUAACAAUUGCUUCCUUGUCUAAAUAAGCUAGCUGCAACUCUGCAGUUCAGUAAGAUUGAUUUCAGGCAUUUGGUAUUCUGUACGAGAUGGACCAUCAUCACUUUCUUUAUUUUAUCUUUUUCCAAUUAUUGUAAUAUAUUACCAUAUUAAUUUGCAGUUUAAUGAUUUGGAAUUCAAA
Manihot esculenta (cassava) is the source of this 1828-nucleotide messenger RNA. RefSeq names its product cytochrome P450 CYP82D47. The transcript has 2 exons. The record is from RefSeq and is a predicted model, not a curated record. Gene Ontology annotation, biological process: defense response to other organism. NCBI's taxonomy places the organism in Eukaryota, Viridiplantae, Streptophyta, Magnoliopsida, Malpighiales, Euphorbiaceae. Gene Ontology annotation, molecular function: iron ion binding; heme binding; monooxygenase activity. Bases 29 to 1585 code for a protein of 518 amino acids.